AUGAAUUACAAUGCUAAUCCUCGUUUCCAUCUACAAGGAUAUCGAAACACAUUGGACCACAUGCAAGAAAAAGAUUUUAUAUGGAGGUCGUACAUUCAAUACCCGAUGCCCAAUCUUAGAGAUAGACAGAUCUGGAGUGCUACAACUUCUCUUAUUUGUUUCUAUACCGUUGAAAUGCAUCAAACAAAUAGGGUAAAACUCCAGUAUGGAUUUGAACAACAAAUCCCUUCCUCGCUAAGGUGUCUAAAGGAACACCACACAAUGACAAUGAGAAAAGCCCAAAAAGUUCAUUGGCGAGACUUAAACAAAGAGGAUGUGAGAGAAUAG
Lathyrus sativus (Indian pea) is the source of this 327-nucleotide messenger RNA. The record is from the annotation of a GenBank genome assembly. Lineage: Eukaryota; Viridiplantae; Streptophyta; Magnoliopsida; Fabales; Fabaceae.